AUGGACAUAGCCGAGGUUCGGGACAAGGUAUUUGGGUACCUUUCUUAUGUAGAACUCAAGCGCCUAGCUACGACUUGCAGAACAUGGAAGACCUCCUCUGAUUACGCUGCUGAAAAAUUGCAGUGCAUCCUUUCUUUUGAAGGACGCAAAGCAUUGACUCUGUAUCUGUCCCGCACAAACUACAAUGAGGGAGGCGAAUGGAAACAUUACAUUCCGCAAACCCCUGUAAAGGUAGAUUGGAACUUUUUGUCAGUGCACAUCAAGUUUCCCAAUGGACGGGAGAUCACUGGCAUCAAGUUUCCCAAUGGGCGGGAGAUCACUGGACCGAAAUUCGAGAUCCUUCGGACUUAUCCGUAUGUCAGCCUGCGCAUGGGCGGUGAAGAAGUCGGUAACAUAUCUGUCAUUUUGGAAGACAGCUUUCGCUUGCGCUGGAAAAGAUGGAACAUGCACGACCUAACUAUCGCGGCCCCUGGUAAAGCAUUCUACUCGCCCGAAUUGACAGCUGUUUACGACGAAUGCCCAAAAGACGGCAAGACCAUGGAUGUUCUCAUCAGUCCGGGAGACAACCGGUACAUCAAUCUCCUCGCUAGUGGAUCGAUGGAGGUGAUGGACAGGCUUUCCAGUUACCAUAAUUUGUUGAAUUUGGUCAGCCACUUGGAGCUCAUGAAAGCCUCGGACGAUGCCAUUCGGCGCCGGAAGACGCAAGCAGUAGAAGACCUCAUGAGGCCUAAUGAUCGCUUGGGUGCCGCGAUACGUCGAUACUUGCAGUGUGACGUUGGAAGUGCAGUAGAUGUCUAUGAUACGUUGUCUAAAUGGAGGACUUCGGGAUUAAACACCAUGAAUUGAACAAAUGCGUGUAGUCAUGGUAACGAUUACCACAUCAUUGAGCUGCUGUUGAGUUAGUGGUUCAGCUGUAAGUCAUGGUAACGAUUACCACGGCAUUGAGCUGCAGUUGAGUUGUUCUGUUGAUUUGUCAAAAAAACCCAAGUUGCUCAAAUUACUAGACAAGUAUCCCGACAAACCAUUGGUUCUCCUUGAGUAGGCAUCCCCGUGUCACCACGGAAUACGUCGGAUGCAACAAGGAAUUUUCAAAGUAACCCGAUACUGGUCACUUGAAACUGGUCUGGACGUUUGUGCAGGAGUGAACAAAGAGUGUCGAAAUCACCAUCAACCGCGUCGAUGGUGCGCAAAGAAAUCUUCCUCGUUUGUGGCGGAUAGUAAGAGCGUCUGUAGUGAGAUUGUUUACCAUUGAUCUCGUCUAUUUCAAAUUCUGCAGUAGGAUACUUUUGCUUCAACUGAGCAUAGGUUCCUCUGAACCCAAAGUCUGUGAAGAAUUGGUGCAUUCUAUCCAUUUUAGUUGACGUCGUCUGAACGCAAGCUAAUCGACCUUUUCAGGGUACAACAAGAUAUUGUUGAUGAAAAUUCCUGCCACACUAGGUGUCCCAUUUUGAAUGUAACAAAUGUACUUUUUUUCGACACAGAGAACAGGAAUCAUGUGUUAUAUACUUGUUUCCAUCUUGAACUUUAUUGUGGACGUGAUUGUAAAUAUAGCCACUUUGAUUGUGGAAAUUGUCACGUUCCCCUUUCGGUUGCUUGCCGACUGCUUUGCCCGGUGCAGGAACGACCACGAGAACACGUCGAUGGGGCUGGAAUUGGAGAAGACGCAACUACUUUGGAUCGAGAAAGGUGAGAAGUACGAAAAUUUAGACUGAGAUGACACUAAGCGCCGCUUUCAUGGAACUGAGGAAUGAGACGCCAUUGCUCUUAUCCAUUUGGGCCAGAUACGUCGUACCAGCCAAGAUACUUGAACGUGGCAAUACAUUUCGAAUGUCAUUCACAGCAUCAUAGAACAAAGGAUAUUGUGCGCCAAGUAGUUCUACCAUGGCUGGUAAUCUAUUGAUGACAAGCGGGGUAUUCCGUACCAUGCAUUCAAGGACCGUAUUCACUGCCGUUGUUGCAUCAAACAAGUUCAAGAACACAAUGUUCUGGGUCAACAGCUUGUCAUAGUCAGCAUCCUGCAGAGUCGGUAUGAUAACGACACUCUGGUCAAUGCCUUCCAAGAUACCCAAACUGUUGGUAAUGACAAUGACCAGUCAAAAUGCGUGUAAUACAAAUAAUGGAUUUCAUGGGGGUUGAGAUCGUCUUUCAAUGCAGUCAGAUUUGAUUUCCUUUGUCGCUCAAUCGGAAUAUUUGAAGCAGG
Messenger RNA from Spizellomyces punctatus DAOM BR117, 2200 nucleotides. RefSeq lists its product as uncharacterized. Lineage: Eukaryota; Fungi; Chytridiomycota; Chytridiomycetes; Spizellomycetales; Spizellomycetaceae. The record is from RefSeq and is a predicted model, not a curated record. The transcript is spliced from 2 exons. The coding region runs from base 1 to 846 and encodes 281 amino acids.